UAAAGUCAUCAUAUUCAGUAGACAUUAUAUUUUAAACGCAACACAAAGUUUAAACACACAUAGUUCAAUAUUCAAAAACAGAAAAACAAUAAUACACAUACCCAUAUACUUAAGAUCAUGGCCGAAAUCUAUAAACCAAAUACUUUGGAUAAAGAAUUCCGCGAGUUUUGGUCAAAAGUCAAUUGUCUUACUGUGUUGGACUUUCCGUAUGACCAAAGAUGCGAUUUUGUGAGAAGUGCAAAUAACUGCGUAUAUGGCACGAACUUCGUCCCGUAUAUGCAUUUAUUGGCAUGCGAUUUCAGAUGCAAAAACCUGUUCGAGGAGCACAUCUUUGUGACCCUCUUCCUGAUCCUAUGUUUCGAAUUGCUGCUCUUCCUGAGCCAUGUGGUACGGUUAUAUUACACUCCGGCGUUGAAGGCAGUUUCUCGAAUGCUUCAUAUGAACGAGCAUCUGGCUGGCGUGACGAUCAUGGCACUUGGCAAUACACUACCAGAUAUGUUUGCCAAUAUGUGUGCUAUUUAUGACGAUGUACCCAUCUUUGGCAAUUGCCUUUCUUCGGCAUUAUUUGUAACUAUGUUCACUGGGGGAUUGGUAUGCUAUCUCAGUCCGUUUCAAAUGAGUGCUUAUAAUACCGUACGCGAUCUACUCUUCUUUAUCUUUGGCAUAAUGCUGUUGGAGUUUUGCAUAAUCAGAGAACAAGGGAUUACAAUUGCUGAGUGCAUCAUAAUGAUAACGCUGUACGCCAUAUAUAUAACUGUCAACGUGCUCGAUGUGUAUUUCUUGAAACGUACCCUAAAAUCUUUGAGACGCGAAAUCGACGCACUGUACGAAUUGCCAGUGUCAGAAGAAGUAAAAGAAAAGCGCUCGACAGUACAAAAAAAAUAUGACCUCCUUUCCCAGAAUAAUCGCGUAACAAUAUUGCAGCGCAAAUCAAACUCUGACAAUACUGGAACAUUUGGGUAUAUGACAAAAGUCGGAAAUGUACGUGUCACAAUUGACAUGGAAGCCAAUCGCAAUAUGCAUUACACCAGGGCCUCAAGCAAGAAUCACCGUCUCUUUCAGGAAUUCUUCUCUGCAAUCCUGCCCAUUAAAAUGAAUGAAUGGCGCCAGGCGACCAUGUUACUUCGCGCCUACUAUAUUGCUCGGGCCCCAGUUGUAUUUAUUAGUGUCAUUUAUAUACCCUUGGUGGAUUACGAGCUGCAGAAGAAUGGCUGGAGUAAGCUGCUCAACUGCAUACAAAUUUUCCUUAACCCAGCGGUUACAAUCACAAUGGGCAAGGCCAUGGUAUUCAGAGAUAGGUCCAAGCUCUGGUAUUAUAAUAUACCACAUGACGUUCAAUACGGCCUUUACUCCUUGGUGGUAACAGUGCCCAUAGCCAUAGUUGUGUUUUUCCACUCAAACACCAGUGCCCCGCCGCCAUAUCACUGGAUGUUUACAAUUAUGAAUCUUACUGGAUCCAUGUUUGCGAUAUUCCAAAGUGCCACCGAAAUAACGGUGAUAACAGGGGUCCUUGGCUUUAUGUUAAAAGUUCCUCCUGAUUUUAUGGGUGCCACUGUUUUAUGCGUCGCCAACUCUCUAGGCGAUCUUGUAGCAAAUGCAUCAAUGGCUUUGCAGGGGUAUGAAAAAAUGGCAUAUGCAGCAGCUAUCGGAAGUCCAUUCUUUUCCAUUCUUCUGGGUACAGGCAGUGUGUUUGCUGUUAAGAUUUAUUUAGGCCUUACUUCAUCAAUGCAUAAUUUGAUUGGAUCAUAUGGGGAAAAUGCAUAUGUCCUAUUGAUAUUGGGUCUCUUAUCAACGCUUCUAUGGACAUCGGUGUUGAAUUUUAAUGCCCGUCGCUCGAUGGGGAUUUUCUCCAUGUCCAUCUAUGGUCUGUACAUCAUAUUUAGCAUUCUUAUUAGAUUUCGAAUAAUCCACCCAUACAAUGUCGAUGCAUUUCUCAGCGAUUCUCAUGAAAUUAAUUAAACAAAUUAUAAGUUGACAAAAUAACUUACACUACGCUAGCUCAACAAUGUAUACACAUAUGUAAUCGAAAAACUGUAAGGACUUUAAAAUAUAGCUGUUAUUUUUUACGCACCA
Molecule: messenger RNA, 2073 nt
Organism: Drosophila virilis
Lineage: Eukaryota; Metazoa; Arthropoda; Insecta; Diptera; Drosophilidae
Product: mitochondrial sodium/calcium exchanger protein
Biological process (GO): monoatomic cation transport; intracellular calcium ion homeostasis; transmembrane transport
Cellular component (GO): membrane
Molecular function (GO): calcium:sodium antiporter activity
Source: RefSeq, a predicted model, not a curated record